AUGUCCCGAUCCGCCGCGCCGACCGGCGCGAAGACACGCCUCAUGAGCGAGAUGAAGGCACUUCGUAAGGAGAAGUGGAUUAAUUUCGAGGAUGACGAGCAAAGCAACAUUUUGAAGUGGCGCUUCGCGCUCAUGGUCAUCAACUCCGACAGUCCGUUCAACGGCGGCUAUUUCAAAGCCGAAAUGACCUUCACCGACGAGUACCCAUACCAGCCGCCCAAGUUCCGCUUCCUACUACCCAUUACCCACCCGAACGUCUACCCCGACGGUCAGCUCUGCAUUUCGAUUCUGCACAAGCCCGGCGAGGAUAUUACAUCGGGCGAGGAAGCGAGCGAGCGUUGGUCUCCGCUACAGGGCGCUGAGAGUGUGCUCCGCUCGGUCCUUCUGCUGCUCGACGACCCCGAGAUUAACUCGCCUGCCAACGUUGACGCCGGCGUCAUGUACCGCGACCGCCGCGCCGAGUACCAUGAGAAGGCGGCUGAGGUGGUGUCCCGCUCCAAGAAAGACGUCCCCGAAGGCUUUGAGAUGCCGACGAGCUUCGAGGCUGCCCCCCCGCCAAAGCAAGACAACGAUGACGACUUCUGGGCCGGUAGUUCCGACGAAGAGUUUGAUUUUGGUGGCAGCGACACUGGUGAUGAUGAAGAGAUGGAUUUCGAGGAUGAGGAUGGGGAGGAGGAUGGCGAAGGUGAAGCUAGCGAUGAGGACGAGGACGAUAAGUGA
This is a messenger RNA of Dichotomopilus funicola, 720 nucleotides long. Its product is annotated as ubiquitin-conjugating enzyme/RWD-like protein. The coding region runs from base 1 to 720 and encodes 239 amino acids. Lineage: Eukaryota; Fungi; Ascomycota; Sordariomycetes; Sordariales; Chaetomiaceae. The transcript is spliced from 2 exons. Gene Ontology annotation, biological process: protein polyubiquitination; ubiquitin-dependent protein catabolic process. Gene Ontology annotation, molecular function: ubiquitin conjugating enzyme activity. The record is from RefSeq and is a predicted model, not a curated record.